Molecule: messenger RNA, 1014 nt
Organism: Lolium perenne
Lineage: Eukaryota; Viridiplantae; Streptophyta; Magnoliopsida; Poales; Poaceae
Source: RefSeq, a predicted model, not a curated record
CCAGAGCACACGUCUCAUUCAUUCCACUGCUCAAAACCUCAAAGCCACCGCUCCUCCCUCCGCGCGCGGCCGCGCCUCCUUGCUCCCUCGGCAGAGGCUAGAGAAAUUUGAUCGAUGGCGGCCCGGUACGUGGAGAUGCUGGACAUGGGCGUGCGCAUCGCCGCCAGGUUCCACUCCCACUGCCCGCAGACGGCGCGCAUGUACUACAAGCCGCCGCAGUCCGCCUCCUCUUCCUCCUCGUCCGCCGCGGGCGCCUCCACGGAUCGGAAGGCCGCCGGCUUCGACCAUGAGGCGGCGGCCGCCGCUGCCGUCCGGCCCUUCGCCGCGACGCCAACAGCAGGGUUUGGCGCCGGCGUGCAGCCCGGCCGGUUCGGCUUCGACACCGCGCCGGUCGUCAUCUACGAGGUCGUAUGAGCAACCAUGACGCGCGGCGACGAGUUAGUUAGUUCUUCAGUAGAUAUAUCUUGGAUUGGAUGAGGAUCUCCUUUUGGCGGCCGAGGAAGAAUUGAUCGAUUGUAGAAUCUAGAGUACCACCUGUGUAUAACCCCAUUCUUUGAUUCAGUUUUGUCCGCGUGGGAAUUCAUCAAAGAAACAUAAUCAUCUUCCUUGCACCUGUCAUGAAUCCUAUCUGUCUGUUUGAUUAUUAAACCUGUCACCACCGAGCAUCGAAAGUCCUGUUCGAUCGAGGAACGGCGAAGUCAGCGAAACUGCCAAGGAUCGACCAACUGCACAACAAGAUAUACGAAGCUCGACGAACUGGACGAGGUUGCGUGGGUUGGGUACGUGGAUGAGUCAUCUCCAGCACCGACUGACCUAAUCAUGCGCGCGGCGCGGCUGGCGGAUUAUUCAGGACGUCACAAGGUUUAAAUCAUGGAGCGUUCGGUUUAGUACCUAGGCUGGUGAGGGACCUUCAGCAGCCGUUGGAUACCGCUAACCACAUGCAUGGAAUCGUCAUAGUGACAACGAAUCUGGACGAAGCUGCUGGUCCGGCGUAUAUGUUUGAUUAUUUCAGGC